Messenger RNA from Branchiostoma floridae (Florida lancelet), 3809 nucleotides. RefSeq names its product beta-adrenergic receptor kinase 2-like. Gene Ontology annotation, molecular function: G protein-coupled receptor kinase activity; ATP binding; G protein-coupled receptor binding. The record is from RefSeq and is a predicted model, not a curated record. Lineage: Eukaryota; Metazoa; Chordata; Leptocardii; Amphioxiformes; Branchiostomatidae. Gene Ontology annotation, biological process: G protein-coupled receptor signaling pathway; regulation of signal transduction; protein phosphorylation.
CGGCGGGAGGGAGCGCGCCAGAUGCAAAAGCCUGAGUAGCUCCACUGUGAAAGACGGCAAGAUGGCGGACCUAGAGGCAGUUCUGGCGGACGUCAGCUAUCUCAUGGCCAUGGAGAAGAGUAAAUCUACUCCAGCGGCCAGAGCUAGCAAAAAAAUCAUUCUACCAGAUCCAAGUGUGCGAUCGGUGAUGCACAAAUACCUGGAAGAGAGGGGGGAGGUCACCUUUGAUAAGAUCUUCAACCAGAAAAUAGGGUUCUUGCUGUUCAAAGAUUACUGUGAGAAUGUGAUUGAGGAGCCAGUUCCCCAGCUACAGUUUUAUGAAGAGACGAAGGCAUAUGAACACAUGGACGAGGAAGACGAGCGGUUGAAGGCUGCCCGACACAUCUACGACACCUACAUCAUGAAGGAGCUGCUGUCAUGUUCCCAUAAAUUCUCGGAGAGUGCUGUUGAAUAUGUGCAAACUCGGCUGCUCAAGCAAGAAGUCCCAGUCGACCUGUUCGAGCCCUACAUUGAAGAGAUAUGCAACAGUUUACGAGGAGAAAUAUUCCAGAAAUUCCUAGAAAGUGAAAAGUACACACGAUUCUGUCAGUGGAAAAAUUUAGAGCUGAACAUCCAGUUAACAAUGAACGACUUCAGCGUACACAGAAUUAUCGGCAGAGGUGGCUUUGGUGAAGUGUAUGGAUGCCGUAAAGCAGACACAGGCAAAAUGUAUGCAAUGAAAUGCCUGGACAAGAAGAGAAUCAAAAUGAAGCAGGGAGAGACACUGGCAUUGAAUGAGCGUAUCAUGUUAUCCUUAGUUAGUACGGGGAUGGUAGGGCAGGCGGACUCCCCCUUCAUAGUGUGCAUGACAUACGCAUUCCAGACUCCCGACAAAUUGUGCUUCAUUCUGGAUCUUAUGAAUGGCGGAGACCUUCACUACCACCUGUCCCAGCAUGGUGUCUUCACGGAGGGAGAGAUGAAGUUCUACGCAGCAGAGAUUAUCCUGGGGUUAGAGCACAUGCACAGCAGGAGCAUCGUGUACAGGGAUCUCAAGCCUGCCAACAUUCUGCUGGAUGAACAUGGACAUGUCAGAAUAUCAGACCUGGGUCUGGCUUGUGACUUCUCCAAGAAGAAGCCCCAUGCCAGCGUGGGUACUCACGGGUACAUGGCUCCUGAAGUCUUGGCCAAGGGCCAGGCGUAUGACUCGAGUGCAGACUGGUUCUCCCUGGGCUGUAUGCUCUUUAAACUACUAAAAGGACACAGCCCAUUCCGACAGCACAAGACGAAAGACAAACACGAGAUUGACAGGAUGACCAUGACCAUGGUAAGGGAUGUGGACCUGCCCGACUCCUUAUCCUCGGAGUGCAAGGAACUGCUGGGGGGUUUGCUCAAGAGAGAUGUCAACGAUAGGCUCGGCUGCCAAGGGAGAGGAGCUGAGGAGGUGAAGACACUGAGAUUUUUCAAGGACAUCGAUUGGGCCAAAGUGUACCAACUCAAGUACCCCCCACCCCUGGUGCCCCCUCGGGGGGAGGUCAAUGCUGCAGAUGCCUUUGACAUUGGGUCAUUUGACGAGGAGGACACCAAAGGCAUCAAACUAACGGAGGCUGAUCAGGAGCUGUAUAAGAACUUUCCACUGGUGGUGUCUGAGAGGUGGCAGCAGGAGAUCGCUGAAACUGUAUACGAUGCAGUCAACACUGAUGCUGACAAGAACGAGGCCAAGAAACGGGCCAAGAAAAUGAUGGAUGAGAAAGAAUAUGCAGAGGGGAAAGACUGCAUCAUCCACGGCCACCUGCUGAAGCUAGGCGGCCCAUUCCUGACCGCCUGGCAGAAGAGGUACUUCUGGCUCUUCCCUAACCGCCUGGAGUGGCAGGGGGAGGCCGAGAAAGGGGACGUCGUCCAACAGAAUAAUGUUUUAGUUCUUGAGUCUGUUUUGGCGGUGGAGGAGACGACAGUCAAGGGCAACAAGUGUAUCCAGCUGAAGGUCAAGGGCGGGAAGCAGUUUCUCCUUCGUCCUGAGAGUGACCCAGAGUUUGUCCAGUGGAUGAAGGAGAUAAAGGACGCCCUGAUGGAGGCUCAGCGCGUCAUGAGCAUGGCGCCCAAACAGUUCGCUAAGUCCAGCUCCAGCUCUGCGUCUGACCUCGGGAAAGUCCCUCUGGCGCAGAGAAACAGCAACGGGAACUGACAUCCGACAGGGAAAUCCAUAAACCCGUAAAUGUAGCACACAAAUGUACACCCAGAACCAUCAUGGACAUGUACACCGUCCAGCCAGCUGCCCACUGUAACCUGUACACCCCUAUGAAGCAGUGGUGCAAUCCACAGCCGCUAUAAAUGUUUGCAGUGGUGUUUUUUCUAGUCUCCUUAUAGAUAUUCACCUUCAAAGUUGGUGUAUUAAUUUGUACUCAAUAUGAGUAAGGAUAAAGGACUGUAACUGUUACAGUCUCUCAUUGUAAACUUGAACAAGAAGAAUCACCUGAACAGAAAGAUAGAAGAGUUCUUGCAAGAAAGCUUGAUCUCGGUCACAAUUGAAAUGCUUUCUUUGCUUGUAUCCUUCUUUCAUGUGCAGCAUAAAUAUCUCACCAAUUGUGAAGACAUUGGUUAGAGAUAGAAGAAGACACCAUUAUGCUUCAUGGGGGUGGUUUGUACAGGGGUAAGUGCGGAGUAACCUUGUACUAAUCCUACACCUUGGUCUAAUAACUCACUCCUGUGACGUGCAAUAUGUGAUAUAUAUACCUUUGUAGACAAAAGCCAUUCAAUACAUCAUAGGUGGUGAGAGCUGGGAAGUUGCUACAUUUAGUACAUCAAUCCCAGGUCACACAGACGUCACUAUGGCAGUAUAGAUCUUGAUCAUGUGAUCAGGACAUUGUGCCAUUUGCAGAAUCUUCAACCCAUCCCAUCAUGCAACAGUGCUGUGGCAUUGCCAAAUAUGGCUUGGCCCCUAUCACAUGACCAUGUCAUACUUGUAUGACCUUGGAGUUGGUGUGAAUGUAGCCACGUUCUUAAAGGUAUUUAGACAACAUAUUUGUAAGCUUGGGAUGUAGAUUAUGAUAAAGUUAAUACACUUUUAGGUAUGAAGCAAAAGACUGGAGACUAAAUGUAAAAAACUUUACAAGCGAUGUGUUUACAUCAUUGAUAGAAAAUAUCCCUUAAGUCCAGCAUAUUUUUUAAAAUUUAACCAAAAAAGUUCAAACUUUACCUUUAAUAUGUUGCAGUCUUAAAAGUGAUUUAUCUUUGUAGAGAUUAGUGUUCCUUGAGGAUUUCAUGAUAUUUUAAAGAAACAAAUAGUAAGUUUACCUAAAGUCUGGUCUGGCCCUGUCAGCAACUUCAGGUAAUGCUAAAAUUUUAUGGUCUAGAUUGAGAAUAUCAUGGUUCUAAAACACUGUUUAGCCCCUUCCCUUAAAGGUACAAGCAUAUCUUGAUGGAAAAGUAUUGUAGGAUUGUGGCAUAAGCAUUUUUUGGAUGGACAGAUUGAAGACAGUGACUGCUGGAAAAUAUCAGAAAUAAUGCCACUGUGUGAAGUAACUUCUAUAAACCUUUUAAACUUCAGACAUUUUUGUUGAUCUUGUUGCAAAUAAUGAUUUUUUUUUUUAAAUUUCGAGAUACAUGACAUUAUUGAGAUAAAAUUUGGGUCCAGGGCAUGUUCCUGUCAGUAUUGGUAAGUAUAGUUGGGUACAUUGUGUAUAAAGUACUAAAAUAUAUUGAGUAAUUACUUAAUUAAGACUAUAAGCUUAUUCUUGUCAUUGGUGUAUGAUUUAGAAAUAACUUGAAGGCAGUGUCACUUAAUGGUAAAUCAUUUCCUACGCAUUGCAAUGUUGGCUCCAAGACAACAAAAA